AUGGUAGGAAUAGCUGCUGGAGUUCCUGGGUUGGAUACAGUAAAGGCUAAAGCACCAUGGGUCACCAAAAUAGAAACAAAUUCUCCUUCAAUCAAAAUCAUUCCUACAGAUGAACAGGUGAGAAAAAUACUAAGGAGCAUGCCACAAGAUGAUCGUUGGAGAACAAAGGUUACAACACUGUUUGAAACCAAGGAUUUUACAAAAUUCAACAUUGAACAACUUGCUGACAAUGAUGAGGAGUUCCAACCAACUAGACAAACAGUCAAAGGAACUGCUCAACAGAACCAAGAAGUUCCAGUGCAAGAGGAACAUGAAGAAAUCCAAGAAGAUCCAGCUCUAGAGGAAACAGAAGCAGCACCUGAACCUGAGGAACUCUACACUGAUCAACAAGGAACUCAGGUCACUGAAGGAACUGAGGAAAUUGCUACAACUCCAGCAGCUCAGUUUCAACCCAGACCUUGGAAACACCAAAGUUCUCAUCCAAUGGAACUCAUUGGAGAAACACGAGAAAAUGAGGAUGAAACUCGGGAUGGUCAAACUAAGGUAAUUUGCAAUUGA
This is a messenger RNA of Spinacia oleracea (spinach), 558 nucleotides long. RefSeq lists its product as uncharacterized. Bases 1 to 558 code for a protein of 185 amino acids. The transcript has 4 exons. Lineage: Eukaryota; Viridiplantae; Streptophyta; Magnoliopsida; Caryophyllales; Amaranthaceae. The record is from RefSeq and is a predicted model, not a curated record.